AUGGCGGCCUGGGGGGGCUUCUUCUUUUCUCUGUUGAAUUACAAGACGGAGAAAUUUGUCAUCGCGGAAAACCGAAGAAUCGGGAUCCUCUUCAGGCUGUACCAGCUGGCGGUUCUGGGCUACCUAAUCGGGUGGGUCUUUGUGGUGAAGAAGGGCUACCAGGAGAAGGAGGAGGCCAUCCAGAGCUCCGUCAUCACCAAACUGAAGGGCGUCUCCCUCACCAACAGCUCGGAGACUGGGCUUCACCUGUGGGGGGCCGAGGACUACGUCAUCCCCCCAAAUGGUGAACAGGUGUUUUUCAUUGUUACUAACUAUGUCGAGACUCCAAACCAGAGACUGGGGUUCUGCGCUGAGAGCUUCAAGGUGCCGGAUGGACGGUGUCUCUCAGAUGAGGACUGUGUGCAGGGGGAGACGGUGAUAGCCGGCCACGGAAUCAAGACUGGACUGUGUGUGAACAGCACCAGGACAUGCGAGAUCCACGGCUGGUGUCCCGUCGAAUACAACCGGAGACCUUCAGAGCCCUUACUGAGUGAGGCAGAAAACUUCACGAUCUACAUCAAGAACUUCGUCAGGUUUCCCAAAUUCGAUUUCUCCAAGUCAAAUGUCCUUGACACCGCUAACGACUCCUACUUGAAAAGAUGCUCCUAUGAGAAAGAGAACCACCCUUACUGUCCCAUCUUCCGGCUGGGAGACCUGGUCAGCUGGACUGGGAACGACUUCCAGGACAUGGCUGUUAAGGGGGGUUCAGUCGGCAUCCUUAUCGAGUGGAAGUGUGAUUUGGAUAAGGACUAUUCCAAGUGUAAUCCACAGUAUAGCUUUACACGGCUGGACAUGAACUUGAACAACUCCGUCACAUCAGGAUACAACUUCAGGUAUACAAGAUAUUAUAAAGAUGAGACUGGUGAAAGCUAUCGCACGUUGUAUAAAGUGUACGGGAUUCGCUUUGACAUCAUGAUCAACGGCCAGGCUGGAAAAUUCAAUAUCGUCCCCACCAUAAUCGCUAUAGGAUCCGGUGUUGCUCUGAUGGGCGCCGGAGCCUUUGCUUGUGACAUGAUCUUGCUCUACAUGAUGAACACGAGCUCCUUCUACCGGGAGAGGAAAUUUGAAAUCAUCAACUUCAAGAAAGAGAAGUCUAAACACAAGGACGGGAAGGCGGGGCACCGAGACAGAAAAGCCAGGAGGCAGGAGAAGGAGGAAGGAGAACCCAACUCAGUGAAGGAGGAAGAGGAGGUGACUGCCCUCGCCAAGGUUUCUCCCAACUCAGUGGAGAGCCCGUGUGCUGCGGAGAAACGGGGGCCCACCAUCCCGCGCAACACCGGCCAGAGAUACUCGGCCCUUCUCUCCCCCAAGGGUGGAGAAGCAAGGCACCACAUAACCUUCUCCUCACACUGCUGAGUCUCAGAGGUAGCAGGAGACUAGCGCAGUGGUCUACACAGUGGGUCACAGGAGGCACCGGGCCAUCUCUCCUCACUACCAACGCUGUUGGCACCACUAACCCGAGUCACGCUCGCCUCGCCCCCCGACUAGGAUGUCAAGCGAGGGACAUCUCAAAGUACCAUGUUUCAUAUUUCAACACGUUCUGAGACCGAACCCUUGAUUUGGACCGAAACAACGACUGUGUGUAUCAACGGCUUGCUUUAUCUAAAGGUGGGCCGAGUUUUAACUAAGGGGUUAAAAUGGGCUCUUAAAAUGUUUUAACGCUCCGUUACCAAAACCCUUCCAUGGAAGCCAAGUAUAACAAGUCUGGCAAAACAUGUUUAGGCUAGUGACUUUGUGGAAA
Molecule: messenger RNA, 1780 nt
Organism: Lampris incognitus (smalleye Pacific opah)
Lineage: Eukaryota; Metazoa; Chordata; Actinopteri; Lampriformes; Lampridae
Gene: p2rx5
Product: purinergic receptor P2X, ligand-gated ion channel, 5
Exons: 12
Coding region: 1-1395 (464 amino acids)
Biological process (GO): monoatomic cation transmembrane transport; response to ATP
Cellular component (GO): plasma membrane; nuclear inner membrane
Molecular function (GO): purinergic nucleotide receptor activity; extracellularly ATP-gated monoatomic cation channel activity
Source: RefSeq, a predicted model, not a curated record